Molecule: messenger RNA, 1167 nt
Organism: Rubroshorea leprosula
Lineage: Eukaryota; Viridiplantae; Streptophyta; Magnoliopsida; Malvales; Dipterocarpaceae
Source: the annotation of a GenBank genome assembly
CUUUAGAUCCUGAGGAAGACUAGAACGCCAGUUCGAGUUAAACUGUAUCUCCAACUACAGAUCUGUCUCAGAUUUCUCGAUCCGUUAAGUUGUUUCUUUGCCCUGACUUGCAUCUGAUCGCUCCGAAAAUGUCACUUACACUUGUCUCCUCAAUCUUGGAGUUAAUAGAAAGAGUUGUAACUGCAGCACCAUUGGGAGGGGUGAGGCUGAGGGGAGAUUUAGAAAAUGAACCCCAAAGUCUUAGGGGAAACCUUGUGGCCUUAAAUGCUAUCCUUGAGGAUGCAGCACAAGCGACAAGGAUUGGCAGAAUCAGUGAUCCUUGGUUAGAUGGGCUUACAGAUGCAGCCUAUGACUUGGUGGAUAUGUUGGACGAGUGGAUCACUACACACGGGGUUGGAAAAACUUCUAUUCGGAAGGCUUGGGUAGGCUCCUCCGUCCCCCACUGUUUACAUACUGCCCAAGUUGUUAGGCAUGAUGAUCUUGCUUUCAAAUUAAAGGAAUUCCGUGACAGUCUAGUUCAGAUUACCAAUGAUAGAGAGGAGUUUUUAUUAAUAUCAGGUUCUUUGUUUCAACACAGCAGACGGAUUGGGGGUACAGCUCUUGUUGAUUUGUCAGCUAUAAUUGGUCGAGAUGAGGUUAAGGGAGACAUUGUAAGCAGUUUGUUGUCUGCGUCCACUGAACGACUUAAGACAAUUUCUGUUGUUGGCAUGGGUGGGGUGGGAAAGACAGCUAUAGCUCAACUUGUUUACCGGGAUGAGGUGGUUAAGCAGCAUUUUGAUCAUAGAAUAUGGGUUCGUGUCUCAAAUGUAUUUGACGAGAAUGAUGUUGCCAAAACAAUAAUUAAAGGAGUUGAGCAUGUUAAAAGAUUUGAAGGAGCGGACUCCCUUGAUUCAUUUCCACUUUCUGCCCUUCUUGAUAGAAUUUGUAGAUCUAUCCACGGAAAGAAAUUUUUUCUUGUGUUGGAUGAUGUGUGGGGAGAUGACAUGCGACACUGGGAAGGACUGAUCCAGACUUUCAAACAUGGUGCCCCAGGGAGUAGGAUUUUGUUAACUACUCGUAAGGAUACAGUGGCAAACAUGAUGGAGGACUCUCAUGUCAUUCAUUUGGAACCGUUAUCUGAUGAACAGUGUUGGAUGGUGGUUAGUCGAGGUGCAUUUUCUGGAAGGG